AUGAGUUCAUAUUUUGUGAAUCCCCUCUUCUCCAAGUACAAGACGGGAGAGUCUCUGGACCCGACGUCUUACUACGACUGCCGGUUUCCGCAAGGGAUGGGAAGGAACCCGGCGCUGGUGUACGGCGCUUCCGGAGCCACCGGCGGCGGUUACCAGCACCCGUCUCCCCACGUCCAGGAUUUCUUCCAACAUGGUGCCUCUACCCUCUCAGCCUCGGGGUACCAACAGGUCCCGUGCGGCUUAACGUGUCACGGCGAGCCCUCCAAAUUCUACGGAUACGACUCUCUGCCUCGCCAGCCGCUCUACGCCGCGGCGCAGCAAGAUGGCUCGAUGGUGCCCUACCAGGAGUGCAAGGCGUCGACGGCCGAGACCCAAGGAACCCUGAGUCAAAACUCGCCCGCCAAUCUCAUGUUCCCCUGGAUGAGACCUCAUGCUCCCGGGCGCCGCAGCGGGCGCCAGACUUACAGCCGCUUCCAGACGCUUGAGUUGGAGAAGGAGUUUCUGUUCAACCCUUACCUCACGAGGAAGCGGAGGAUCGAGGUCUCCCACGCCCUGGGCCUGAGCGAGCGGCAGGUGAAAAUCUGGUUCCAGAACCGUCGCAUGAAAUGGAAGAAGGAGAAUAAUAAAGGGAAAUUCCCCAGCGCCCGCGACGAAGAGAAGGGCAGCGAAGCGGCGGCCGAGCGAGACGAGGAAGAGGGAGAGGAGCAGGACAAGGGAGACGAGGCGGACGAGAAAGAGCUCUCGAAAUAGCCGUGUCCUCCGCGGCGUCUGGCGCACGGUGCCGGGGAGCAGACAGAGAAAAAAAAAACGGGGGAGGGCUGGUGUGUGAAUUUAGGUUCAAUCACAGAGCCAAUCAUUGUUUAAAUCAUACGUGAAUUAUCAUGACCUUCCUCUGCACAAGUGUACAUAUAUAUCAUAUGUAUUUAUCUGUCGUUUUUUUUUCGGUAACGAUUUCUCGGUCUAAUUUAUCGUUGU
Molecule: messenger RNA, 975 nt
Organism: Pristis pectinata (smalltooth sawfish)
Lineage: Eukaryota; Metazoa; Chordata; Chondrichthyes; Rhinopristiformes; Pristidae
Product: homeobox protein Hox-C8-like
Exons: 2
Coding region: 1-750 (249 amino acids)
Biological process (GO): regulation of transcription by RNA polymerase II
Cellular component (GO): nucleus
Molecular function (GO): DNA-binding transcription factor activity, RNA polymerase II-specific; RNA polymerase II transcription regulatory region sequence-specific DNA binding
Source: RefSeq, a predicted model, not a curated record